This is a messenger RNA of Funneliformis geosporum, 231 nucleotides long. NCBI's taxonomy places the organism in Eukaryota, Fungi, Glomeromycota, Glomeromycetes, Glomerales, Glomeraceae. The record is from the annotation of a GenBank genome assembly.
AUGAAGUCUUUCACUAUUGUCGUAUUCAUCUCCCUUGUACUUGCUACAUUGGCCAUUUUGACACCUGUUGAAGCUGACUGGGUUAUGAGAAAAAAGAGAGGCAUCAAAAGAGCAGAACAAACACCAAAAGCAUGCGAAAAAUGGGACGAGGAGAGCGGUGUCCCAUGGCCAGUCAAUAACAAAGAUGAUAAUGUCCAAGAUAUCGCUUGGACUCGAAACUGUAUCUCAUAA